UCCGCCGGGGUGUGUUGGUGUUUGAGGAACUCAAGAUGGGGACGAUUCAGAAACGGGAAGAUAUCCCACCGUGGGUGAAACCUCCCGGAGAUUUGAAGGAUCCCGAGGUGUUCCAGGUCCCCACGCAGUUGCUGGCAGCUAUAUUUGGCCCAAAUGGAUCUCGAAUCCCGUACCUUGAGCAAGUGAGCAAGACUAUGCUGGAGCUGAAGGUUCUGGAAUCCUCGAACUUCACUGAGGUUGUGGUUUACGGCUCCUACGUGUACAAGUUACGGGCCAAGUGGAUGUUGCAGUCUUUGGCCGAGUGGCACCGCCAGCGACAAGAGCGAGGGAUGCAGAGACUUGAGGAAGCCAUGAAUGCCUUGGGACUAGAUCUUGGAUUCAGUGAAGCCAGUUCCUAGCCAGUGUGACCACGACAAGGAUGUAUUUUGUGGCCGGAGCUGUAGUGGGCCUGACUUGGUUUAAACUCCGCUGCAGCCUGACAAGCUGGAGGAAAACAAUGUUUUUUCGGCCUCUGUUUUUGCCUCUGAAUCCUGAGGUGAAUACUUGUUUCUCAAGGUUGCUAAUUAAAGACCUAAAUAAAUAAUUUCUUGACAUUGUGAUUGAUGGAUCGGAGGUAAUACCUUAGGUAACACUGAAGGCAGAGCCAAGGUGGCAGUGGCCCUUGAGUAGGACCCUGUAACCCUGUAACCGAAACUUUCAGAGCUGGAAAGAGGGCCAAGGGUACAGUUGGUCAAGUUCAAAAAGGGACUUAAAGGGGAUGGAUCCCUGAGAUGCAGCUCUGAACCAAAGAGCAGCCAACCUAGGGGAACUGUCAUUGUCUGGAACUCAUCUGGGGUGAGUUAAAAAAUAUAAGCCUAUUUCAGGUUAAUAUAAGAUGGAAAACAAAUUUCUCUAAAACAAGACUAAAACAAAAACGCAGUCCCGUCUACUUACCACUAAAUGUAGCAUUGCUUAUAUUGUUGUAAAUCUCUUAACAGAAGGCAGCUGGAUUCUCAGUGUCUGAAUUUUUAAUCUGUUGUGGAAUGUUGCUUUGGGGUUGGAGUAUAUGAAGAAAAUUAAGCUUUGCGCAGAUAAGUAGAUGAAAACGGGAGACCCUCACAGACCCAUUGGAACGAUCCCUGGGAUCCUCAGCCAAUCCUAUGGAAUUGUUGCUUUUGGUCCCCAAAGGAAACUGAGCUGCGGGUAGGUGAAGGCAUUGCCAUAGGCUGGCCUCACUUGAGAUGACUGAGGAGCCACCAGAAGGGAACUAUGGCUAUUUUCCCCAAUAGAUACUUGGCAGCGGUGGAUUAACCAGGAAGCAAAGUGUACCCACAGGCUUGUGUUUACUUACUAAUCUGUAAUGCACAAUUUCACAUGGGUUUAAUGGUGAAAAACAGGUGAAAUUGUGCACUACAGAUUAGUAAGCACAAGUAAGGCCAUGCAUACCUUGCUUAUUGGGUAAUCGGUCCCUGCUUGAUAGAGUUCGGUAGUUUACAACUCAGAAUGAAUCCAAUUUAGGCAGCUUUCUGGCUCUGUGACCUUAGGCAAAUUAUUUAACUCCUCAGUUUUACCAGUUUCUAAGGAAGCUACAGCAUCUGACCCAUAGGGAGGCUGAGGUUAGCUGUUAAUAUAUGUAAGGCAUUUAGA
Messenger RNA from Loxodonta africana (African savanna elephant), 1626 nucleotides. RefSeq names its product developmental pluripotency associated 5 (gene DPPA5). Gene Ontology annotation, cellular component: cytoplasm. Bases 36 to 398 code for a protein of 120 amino acids. Gene Ontology annotation, molecular function: mRNA binding. The transcript has 3 exons. NCBI's taxonomy places the organism in Eukaryota, Metazoa, Chordata, Mammalia, Proboscidea, Elephantidae. The record is from RefSeq and is a predicted model, not a curated record. Gene Ontology annotation, biological process: regulation of gene expression.